CACGCCCCGCGAGCGCGUGUGGAGGCACGUCCGGAGGCGCUCGGGCGCGCGUCCAGGGGUGCCGGCUCCGCGGCUCCUCGACUCUUCCCGCCGGGCCGACGGUGCGCCGGCCCGGGUCCCGCAGGAGGCUCCGCGCCUGGGCUCCCGGGCCGCGCUUUCUGCUCCCGUCGCUGCCCUGCGCGCCCCGCGGCUCUGUGGCCGCCGGCCCCCGUCGUGGACGGUGGGUCGGGGCUUCGGGUGCGGCGGGAGGGGAGCCGCCGGCCCCUCGACUCUGCCCGCACGGGGCGCCUGCCUUCCUCAGGAUCUGUCCGGCUUUACCAGGGAUAAAACGCUGGCGCCUCAACAGCCUUUGCAUCCGUGGAAGCUGGGCCCCCAGCUCCUGCCCCACACCCCGUGUCCAGCACACACCUCAGCACAGGCAUUUCUUGCAGGAAAUGGAGACCCUGGGGUUUGUGGUGAAAGUGCAUCCCUGGGAGGAGGGAGCUGACAGAGGCCAGUGGCUGCUGUGAGGGAUCCCAAGAUUGAGACGCACACAUGCAGUCUCCGGCGCGGGCUGGGAGGAAGACCCUGGGGCCGGCCGGCCGCAGACUGUGGGGCUCUUGCCCACUGGUCACUGAGGGGCAGGAGGCGGAGGGGAUGCUGUGCGCGUUCUGGCAGGCAGUAGGCACUGGCUCACUUAAUCCGUACAAGGACCCUAGGAGUUUGGGGGCGUUCCCCCAUUUUUAUGGACUUGGUGACUGAGAGAGUAGUUAAGAGCCCUCAGUCAGGUGGGUAAAUCAAGGAGAAAGUUGGCUUCAGUCUUUCCUCUGCUUUCUCAGCGUAAAGUGCAAGCAACAUUGGUAUCCACCUUGGGGUCGUUGGGAGAAUUCAGUAGGAUUGUUUGGAUAAAGGGCCGCUGGCCCUGGACAGAGUGGACCUCCAGCAGAUGCUGGCUGUUCCUGCGGUAUCAUCUGUGUGCAGGGUACCUCGAAGGCGUGGCGCAGAAGCCACCCUCAGGGUCUCUCAUAAUGUGGGAAGGCAGCUAGUCUAGGCGGGAUUCGGUAGGAUCCCAUGCCCUCUGGAUGGAGAAGAGGAGAAGGAGCCUGGGGGUGCGGUGGGGGGACAGCAGGAGAGAGAGACUGCAGGCCUAGAGGGCCGUGGAAUCUCGCUGGCCAGUCUGGGGAUGGUCCCAGGAGCCCAUGGGGGCUGGAUAAAACGUCCACAGGAGUCCUGAGUGUUGAGUAGCCCCAUCCUGCUCUAACGUUCUGUGAACUUUUCUCUGGCUCAUCCCUGCUGGGGGGUCAGCUUCCUCCUCGGCUCUCAUCAUGGCCCAUCCCACUGGGAGGAGAGAGCCUCGGGGAGCACCGCGGGCCUGGGUGACACGGUCUGCUCAUCUGCCUGCUUCUGUCUCGCAGAGACCUGAGCAUGAACAACCUCACGGAACUCUGGCCUGGCGUCUUCCGCCACCUGCGCUUCCUGGAGGAGCUGCGCCUCUCGGGGAACCGCCUCUCGCACAUCCCGGGACAAACGUUCUCUGGCCUCAGCAGCCUGAAAAUCCUGUCUUUGCUUUUGCCUUGUCGGAUGCUGCAGAACAACCGGCUGGGAGGGAUCCCCGCGGAGGCGCUGUGGGAGCUGCCAGGCCUGCAGUCUCUGCGCCUGGAUGCCAACCUCAUCUCCCUGGUCCCGGACAGGAGCUUCGAGGGGCUGACCUCCCUCCGCCACCUGUGGCUGGACGACAACGCCCUCACCGAGAUCCUGGUCAGGGCCCUCGGCCACCUCCGCGCCCUGCAGGCCGUGACCCUGGCUCUGAACCGCAUCGGCCGCGUCCCCGACUACGCCUUCUGGAACCUGUCCAGCCUCGUGGUGCUGCACCUCCAUAACAACCGCAUCCAGCACCUGGGGGCGCACAGCUUCGAGGGGCUGCGGAGCCUGGAGAGCCUAGACCUGAACUACAACCAGCUGCGCGAGUUCCCCGUGGCCAUCCGGACGCUGGGCCGCCUGCAGGAACUGGGCUUCCAUAGCAACAACAUCAGGGCCAUCCCGGAGAAAGCCUUCCUGGGGAACCCUCUGCUGCAGACCAUACACUUCUAUGACAACCCGAUCCAGUUCGUGGGGCGGUCAGCGUUCCGGCACCUGCCUGGGCUGCACACCCUUUCCCUGAACGGCGCCACGGACAUCCAGGAGUUCCCAGACCUCAGAGGUACCACCAGCUUGGAGACCCUGAUGCUGACCGGUGCAGGGCUCCAGCGGCUGCCCCCGGGGAUGUGCCAGCAGCUGCCCCGGCUCCGUGUCCUGGAGCUGUCUCACAACCGGAUCGAGCGGCUGCCCAGCCUGCGCGGGUGUCUGAAGCUGGAGGAGAUCGGCCUCCAGCACAACCGCAUCUGGGAAGUCAGAGCCGACACCUUCCAUGAGCUCGCCUUCCUACGAUCCCCGGACCUGAGCUGGAACGCCAUCCGAUCCAUCCACCCUGAGGCCUUUGCGACCCUGCGCUCCCUGGUCAAGCUGGACCUGACGGACAACCAGCUGAGCGCGCUGCCCCUGGCUGGGCUGGGGGGCCUGGUGCACCUGAAGCUCCGAGGGAACCGCGCCCUGUCCCAGGCCUUCCCCAAGGACAGCUUCCCCAGACUGAGGACCCUGGAGGUGCCCUUCGCCUACCAGUGCUGUGCCUACGGCGGCUGCCCCAGCUUCCUCGCAGCCUCGGGGCCGCGGGGGCCCCAGCACCCUCCCCCCGACGCCCAGGACCCUCCCAGGUGGACACUGGCCGACCAGGCCGAGAGCCGCUGUCCCUUCCAGCCCUGCGAGCAUCUCUUCGAGAGCUGGGGCAUCCGCCUGGCCGUGUGGGCCGUCGUGCUGUUGGCCCUGCUCUGCAACGCACUGGUACUGCUGAGCCUCUCCGCGGCUGGGCCCGGCCCGCUGCCCCCGGCCAAAUUCGUGGUGGGGGCCCUUGCGGGCGCCAAUGCCCUGACCGGCCUCUCCUGUGGCUUUCUCGCCUCCGUCGACGCACUGACCUUUGGCCGGUUCGCUGAGUUCGGCGCGCUCUGGGAGGCGGGCCCGGGCUGCCGGGCGGCGGGCUUCCUGGCCGUGCUGGGCUCCGAGGCAUCCGUGCUGCUGCUGAGCCUGGGCGCGGCGCACUGCACUGUGGCCGCGGCCUGCGUGCGGGCCCACGGGAAGGUGCCAGCCGCGGGCAGCGUGCGCGCAGGGGCCCUGGGCUGCCUGGCUCUGGCGGGGCUGCUGGCCGCCCUGCCGCUGGCCUCGGUGGGUGAGUACGGCGCCUCCCCGCUCUGCCUGCCCCAUGCCCCACCCGCCGGCCGGCCGGCCGCCCUGGGCUUCGCCGUGGCGCUGGUGCUGCUGCACGCCGCCUGCCUCCUGGCGGCGGCCUUGGCCUGCAUCCGGCUCUCCUGCGGCCUGCCCGCCACCGGGCUGGAGGCCGCCUGGGACUGCGCAGCUGUGCGCCGCGUGGCCUGGCUCACCUUCGCCGACGGGCUCCUCUACUGCCCCGUGGCCUCCCCGAGCCUGGCGUCCGCGCUGGGCCUCCUGCCGGCCGCCCCCGAGGCCGUGAAGGCCGUCCUGCGGCUGGUGCUGCCGCUGCCCGCCUGCCUCAACCCCCUGCUCCAUCUGCUCUUCAGCCCCCACUCGCGGGAGGACCUGCGGCGCCUCCGGCCCUGCCUGGGGGGCCCGGGGCCCCUCGCCCUGGGCGGCGCCGGCCCGCGGGAGCCGAGCUCCUGCGACUCCACGCAGGCCCUGGUGGCCUUCCCUGACGUGGAGCUCUCCGCCGAGGCCUCCGAGACCCACGGCCUCCCCUCGGGGGCCCUCGUCCCCCGCCAGCAGCCUGGGGGCCUCCAGCUGGAAGGCGGCCAUGUUGCAGAGCCAGAGGGAACCCGGUUUGGGCAGCAGCUGCCCUCCAGGGAUGGUGGAUGGGCACAGGGGGACCCGGAGGCCUCACCAGCAGGCCGGGCCUGGGCGGGUGGCGGGGGCUUGCAGUCGUCCGGCUUGGCCUCAGGCGUCUGAAUGUCCUCCCCACUCCCGCCCGCCCCCUCCACGGAUGAUGCUGCUGCCUGUAAAAUAAAUCAGGACGACCCAGA
Messenger RNA from Capra hircus (goat), 4061 nucleotides. RefSeq names its product leucine rich repeat containing G protein-coupled receptor 6 (gene LGR6). Gene Ontology annotation, molecular function: protein-hormone receptor activity; protein binding. The transcript is spliced from 17 exons. Gene Ontology annotation, biological process: G protein-coupled receptor signaling pathway. Lineage: Eukaryota; Metazoa; Chordata; Mammalia; Artiodactyla; Bovidae. The record is from RefSeq and is a predicted model, not a curated record. The coding region runs from base 1405 to 3987 and encodes 860 amino acids. Gene Ontology annotation, cellular component: membrane.